This is a messenger RNA of Acanthosepion pharaonis, 1320 nucleotides long. The record is from the annotation of a GenBank genome assembly. NCBI's taxonomy places the organism in Eukaryota, Metazoa, Mollusca, Cephalopoda, Sepiida, Sepiidae.
AUGACGUAUCUUAAUUUAAACAUUAUCGAUCUACUGUAUUCAUUCUCUCUCUCUCUCUCUCUCUCUCUCUCAAUUUAUCUGUUCGUAUCUAUCUAUCUAUCUAUCUAUCUAUCUAUCUAUCUAUCUAUCUAUCUAUCUAAUACAAUCUCUUCAUAUCUGAAGUGGGUCGGGCCGAGCUUUUCAGCACCAUUCUUAAUUCUAUCUAUCUAUCUAUCUAUCUAUCUAUCUAUCUAUCUAUCUCAAAUAGUUCAUCUAUCUAUCUAUCUAUCUAUCUAUCUAUCUAUGUUACCUGGAUGCACUGGUUUCUUUCUUUCUAUCUAUCGAUCUAUCUAUCUGUGUAUGUGUAAUACAAUCUGUUCAUAUCUAUAUGACUAUCUAUCCUUAUCUUUCCAUAUUGUUCCUAUCUAUCUAUCUAUCUAUCUAUCUAUCUAUCUAUCUAUCUAUCUAUCUAUCACAUUCUGUUUCUAUCUAUCUAUCUAUCUAUCUAUCUAUCUAUCUAUCUAUCUAUCUAAUACAAUCAUCAUUUCUACUUCUAUUUCUUUCUUUCUUUCUUUCUUUCUUUUCUUUUCUUUUUCUUUAUUAUAUUCCUCCUUCUUCGUUCAUUUUUCAUUUAUUUCUUCUUUUUGUCAUUUCUACUUCUAUUUUAUUCUUUCCUUCUUUCUUUCUUUCUUUCUUUCUUUCUUUCUUUCUUUCUCCGAUUUUUCUUUUCUUUUUUAUCUUCCUCCUUCUACGUUCAUUUUUCAUUUAUUCUUUUUGUCAUUUCUAUUUCUAUUUCAUUCAUUCAUUCAUUCCUUUCUUUCUUUCUUUCUUUUCUUUCUUUCUUUCUCCUCUUUUUCCUUUUCUUUUUUCUUUUUUUACAUUCCCCCUUCCCUGUUCAUUAUUAAUUUAUUUCAUCUUUUUCUCACUUACUUUUCUUUUUCCACUUUCUUCUUUUUAUCAUUUCCCUCAUUUAUCUUUUAUUUCUUCCAUUUUGAUUUCUUUUCUUUUUUCUUAUUUUCUCUUUCCUUUCUCUCUCUCUCUCUCUCAUUCCUUUCACUCUAUCUUUUUCUUUCUUUUCUUUUUUCUCCCUCUCUGUCCUUUUUCUUUUAUUUCUUCUUUUUUACAUUUCUGCUUCCACUUCAUUCAUUCAUUCAUUCAUUAAUUCAUUUCUUUCUUUCUUUCUUUCUUUCUUUCUUUCUUUCUUUCUUUCUUUCUUUCUUUCUUUCUUUUCAUUCUUCUAUGGUCAUUUUUCUUUCAUUUGCAAAUUUGCUUCCACCUUUUUGUUCCUUUUUUUAUUAUUUUUCCCCCUUUUCCUUUUUCUUCAUUUAUUAUCUCCAUUAA